Molecule: messenger RNA, 2323 nt
Organism: Mya arenaria
Lineage: Eukaryota; Metazoa; Mollusca; Bivalvia; Myida; Myidae
Product: PI-PLC X domain-containing protein 3-like
Exons: 5
Coding region: 64-1104 (346 amino acids)
Biological process (GO): lipid metabolic process
Molecular function (GO): phosphoric diester hydrolase activity
Source: RefSeq, a predicted model, not a curated record
UGUCAGGUUCAUAUUCAUAGACACAUCUGCGUUUUCGGUUUGCUAAAGUCACUGAUCACUUCUAUGUCAAAAGGUCGGAUAAGGCGGCGGAAGGGCGGCGGUGGAAAGCAAGUGGAAGAUGCACACAGGGACCGCGUGGUUCUUGGUGCCGAUUGGAUGACCGGUCUUCCAGAGCGCUAUCGGGAUGUUCCACUGUGCUGCCUCGCAAUUCCCGGAAGUCACAACUCGUGCAGCGUGUACCGGGACGAGGAGUCUAACGUUGACCAGCGUAGCGACCCCAUAUACCGACAAUAUGUGGACCACAUGGGGGAGCUUGCUAACAAGAUCUCACACAGAUGGACGGUGACACAAUCUCUGUCUAUAACGGAGCAGUUGGAUGCCGGUGUGCGUUAUCUGGACAUUCGGGUGACUGCGCGGCAGGGAGACCGGGAGGACCUGAACGUCUACUUCCGGAACGGCCCAAACAUCAUCAUUAUCCUCAAAGAGAUCCGCCGGUGGAUGGACCUUCACCCGAAGGAAGUGAUUCUUCUCGAUUUCAGGGUAGUUCACAAGAUGAGCCAGGCGCACCACCGGUAUUUGCUGGCAAACAUGACUGACGACGUGUUCCGAGGGCGCCUGUUGGAGUGCACGGGUGUCGUCCAGGCCGUCACACUCAGGAAUAUGUCGGCGAUCGAUGCGCAGAUCAUUGUCUUCUACCCUAAGGAGUGCGAGCAACAGCACACUUGCGUUUGGCCAAACGAGUAUAUUGGCUAUUUGCAUCCGCAAGCCCAGUCCACGCGCGACAUGAUAGACCGUCUAAAUACUCGCUACCAACAUGGCCGCCCACCGCACGUAUUCUUCUCCUGGGACGGCGUCUUGACUACCACUAACGAGUACCUGGCCAAUAACUUACACAGCACACUAAGGGAUUCCCUUUCCCGGCCCGCCACACGGGCCUUAUGUAACUGGGUUCGUAACAAGGACAUCCGGCACGGAGAUAUGAAUAUUGUAGUGGCUGACUUUGUGGAGACCUCGAGUUUUGUCGAUGAGGUGAUACGGGUUAACUAUGAGCUACGAGAAUUACGGAAGUAUGACUUUGAGAGUUGUGUAUGUAACAUUUUAUGAAGUUAAGAAAAGAUAGCCCCUUGCUUUAUGGUUCCGUAAAACUUCUGCGAAUAAUCACAUGACUGUGUUUGCCAAUCAAAUGCUUGGAAAGUACCUGCUAGUUAAAGAGAAUAGACACCAGAUGUUCCCAAAAUCGGGAAAUAUUGUUUCCUCAAAAAAGCCUAGAAUUUUCAAUGCGAGAUAGUAUGAGGCUUACUUGAUUAAAAGAAUAAACGCAACUUUUAUGUUGCUGUCUCAGAUGAGUUUCCCCGUUUUCAAAUAGCGUAUAAUGUUUUCAAGUUUAAAAAAGCGCGGAAUGGUUUUUCCGAACACCUUGUAAAUCAUGUGAUUGUUUCAUUCACUUAACUGUCAAUAAGAGUUUUUAAAACUGGCUGUUAUUUUCAGCAGAUAUAACAUCUUUCAAAGGUUACAUCGAUACAUUUCAUCACGGAUGCUGAUCUGUCGGGCUCUGUGUCUAUGUUGUUUAGCAGCAGUUUCACGCUUCCUUGUUAUAUCAGUUCUUCUGGGAGCCACAAAUAGUGUAUAUUUAGCAUGUGACAGUCACAUAACGAGUACAAAUAAAUAUACCGACACACAUUUUUAAACUUUCUGGAUUUUACGCGGUAGACAACCCGAGUAAAUUUUGAAUUGAAAAAAAUGUGCAAAAACUGCGAAAGAUGCAUGUGCAUAAGCGAUGUGAUACGUUCAAUGUGUUGUACGCAAUUUUUUCGUCUGGUGGCUUGUGCCUUUAACAAACAUGUCUGUUGCAGCUGCUAGACAAAGCCAUCAUUUAAAUUAGGAAAUUAUGAAUAUAUUAUGAUUCACGAAGUUACUGACUGCACGUCCGCAAAGAUUUCCGAUGAAUAAAUUUGCAAAGCGCGAAUACGUAAUAAUAACAACAUGUAAGGCCCAAUAUGGGGACGAACUGCAAACGCUCUUUGCCUGGCUCGCUCGAAUUAAGUUCAUUUAACAAUGUUCAAUUCGAGUCGUAGGUAUAUUUUGGGCAUUUGAUUGGCCAGACGACUUUUCAGCUCGGAUAGUGUCCGUCGUUUUCCGUGAUACCAUAAUUGAACAUUGGCGAGAACUAUUGAUCUAGAAACCUUAUGGGGCUUUGGAUAGGAAUACUCCAAUGUUCCUAAAUAUAUGUAUAAUCAGAUGAAUGUGGAAUUUCCCUUUCUUUUACUUCUUACCAUCAUUAUGUUUUCCUUUAAAUGGCAUCGAUAAAAAACACGAUCUUAUA